AGCCCCAAUCUAAUCCAGCUCUCUUUAUAUAUUAAUCCAUUUAUCUCAUAAAAAGAAGCACUGUUCCCACUCCCUGCACAUAAGCUUCUCAAUUUCACAAAGAAUCAGAUCGCUUCAUCUUGAUUCACCCUUUAUUAUUUAACCUCUUAUAAAACAUAUAUGGAAGAGGGAAACAAAACGGGGAAGAAAGGAUGCUUCUGCGUUACAAUAACUGUUUGCAUUGUUUUGAUCGUGGGCUUAGAUAUCGUCGCUGGUUAUGUCGGAUUACAAGCCGAAGUCGCCCAACAAGAUGUGAAGCACAAUAGGGUGUGGAUGGUCGAGUGUAAAGCUCCAAGCAACACAGCUUUCACGUUAGGGAUAAUCGCAGUGUCAUGUUUGGCAGCAGCUCAUGUCAUUGCCAAUGUGAUCGGAUGCUCUAUCUCCAGUCUACUCCCAACAGUCGGCGGCGUAACUAAAACGAUCACCGCAAACUUAUACAUAAUAUGCCUUGGUCUCAAUUGGCUCGCAGGACUCGCUGCAGCGGGGGCACUUGCGAUGGGGAUAUGGUCCAACAGAGAGUCAAGAACAGAGUGUGGAUUCACAAACAAGCAUUAUCUCUCUAUCGGAUCCUACCUGAGUUUCGUCCAUGCCUUUGUCUCUGUCGUUUAUUACGUAUCGUCUAUUGUAGCUUAAAAAAGUCGCCGUUGAUUUGUGAAAUGUUCGUAUAUUCAUAGACUUUCUCAAUUCCGCUUCUUUUGUAAAGAAAUCGUUAUCUCUUUCUUGUUUCAUAAUAGCUCAUGUAACAAAGAUAACUGAAGCUAGAUAACUUAACUAAGAUGUUCAGAA
Molecule: messenger RNA, 825 nt
Organism: Capsella rubella
Lineage: Eukaryota; Viridiplantae; Streptophyta; Magnoliopsida; Brassicales; Brassicaceae
Exons: 3
Coding region: 160-672 (170 amino acids)
Source: RefSeq, a predicted model, not a curated record